Molecule: messenger RNA, 5036 nt
Organism: Bombina bombina (fire-bellied toad)
Lineage: Eukaryota; Metazoa; Chordata; Amphibia; Anura; Bombinatoridae
Gene: GATAD2B
Product: GATA zinc finger domain containing 2B
Exons: 11
Coding region: 122-1885 (587 amino acids)
Biological process (GO): negative regulation of transcription by RNA polymerase II
Cellular component (GO): NuRD complex
Molecular function (GO): sequence-specific DNA binding; zinc ion binding
Source: RefSeq, a predicted model, not a curated record
GCACAGUAGGUGGGUCUGCUAGCUUUGGCUUUCGCCCAAUCAGAGUCAUUGUUUGUGUGUGGCCGGUGUCUGCAGCAUUGAUUGUAGCGGACCGAGCUCCCGUCACGGGCACCCACCCAGGAUGGACCGAAUGACAGAAGAUGCUCUGCGCCUCAAUCUUUUGAAGAGGGGCCUGGAGCAGCCUGAUGACCGGGAGGAUGUCCUGGCAAAGCAGCUGAAGAUGGAGGGACAUGAGGCAAUGGAGAGGCUUAAGAUGCUAGCCCUGUUGAAAAGGAAAGACCUUCCAGGCCUUGAGCUUCCCCAUGACCACCCUGGAAAACAAGAUGGACUUAAAAUGUAUGAGGAAAAGAUGAAUGGCAACUUACGGCCUCAUGGUGAUUGUAGAACAGUAGGGAGACAUGGAAAAGAGAACAUUGAGGAACCAGUGGAUAUGAGCUCUAGAAGGAGUGACCAGGAUAGAGGAGGAUUAACCCCCUCUCCAGACAUCAUUGUGCUUUCUGACAAUGAAGCUUCUAGCCCUCGUUCCAGCUCACGUUUGGAAGAUCGAAUCAAGAUGGCGAACUUAGAGAUCUUCAAGGGAAAGAAUCUUGAAGAAAGGCAGCAAAUGAUCAAACAGCUUAAGGAUGAGCUCCGGCUUGAGGAGGCCAGGUUGGUCCUGCUAAAGAAACUGAGACAGAGUCAAUUGCAGAAAGAGAAUGUUCUUCAGAAGAAUCCAGCUGUACAGAAUGCAGCAACCAUUGUCCAACCCUCGCCAGUUCAUGUAGGACAGUCAGGGUUAUCCAAGAUUCCCCCCCGGCCUGGAGUGCAGAGUUUGGAGUCGCAGAGCCUCAGAAAUGUUCAAAGUCACAGCGUCAUCAGGACAUCAACAAAUGCCCCUUUGCCUCAUAUGUUAAUGUCACAGCGCGUGAUUGCUCCAAACCCUACUCAGCUCCAAGGGCAGUGUGUGCCCCCUAAAGCUUCCCUGAUCCGGAACAGCGCCCCCAGCAUGAACCAAGCCAUUAAUUACCCCCCGCAGUCCAGCUCUACAGUACCCUGCCAGCGCACAUCAUCCACAGCCAUGUAUAUGAAUCUAGGCUCGCACAUGCAGACGGGGCCAGUGAAUCGGGUGUCAUCGCCUCUGCCUAGUCCAAGUUCCAUGGCUGACCCUGCCAGCUCACAAGCAGCUGCCAAAUUGGCCCUCCGUAAGCAGCUAGAGAAAACCUUGCUGGAGAUUCCACCACCAAAGCCUCCAGCUCCUUUAUUGCACUUCCUACCCAGUGCAGCCAAUAGUGAAUUCAUCUACAUGGUGGGAUUGGAGGAGGUGGUGCAGAGCGUCAUAGAUAGCCAAGGAAAGGCUAGCUCCUCCCUUCUGCAUAUGGAUCCCUUCUCAUGCGCUCAGUGCCGCACAGACUUCACUCCUCACUGGAAGCAGGAGAAGAGUGGGAAGAUAUUGUGUGAGCAAUGCAUGACAUCCAAUCAGAAGAAAGCACUCAAGGCAGAACACACCAACCGGCUAAAGAAUGCCUUUGUUAAAGCCUUGCAGCAGGAGCAGGAAAUCGAGCAGAGGUUACAGCAUCAGGCAUCUUUAUCUCCUGGCACUCCACCUGCUGUCUCCAGCAAGCAAGAUAGCAUUAUCCGGCAUCACACGCUGCGACAGGCCACACAGCCACAGAAUGCCCUGCAGAGAGGAAUUCCCACUGCUCGUUCCAUGCUCUCCAACUUUGCACAGGCCCCACAGCUACCAGUGGCAGGAAACCUUAUGGGUAUGGCAGGUAUGAAUAUUGCAUACUUGAAUGCCGGAAUGGGAGGCCACAAAAGCACCAGUCUGGCAGAUAGACAGCGAGAGUACCUACUGGACAUGAUUCCUCCACGUUCCAUAUCGCAGUCUAUCAGUGGGCAGAAAUAGCUCUGUGCCCUCAAACCUCUUUGCAGCAGACAGACUAGUGCCAACCCAGACAGCAUUGCACAAGAAGUGAGCAUAACCAUGGGCGCAAUUUACUUCAGCCCUCCUGAAAGGCAUUUUAUAAAGGAUCAGUAUUUGUGCUUUUUCCCUUGUCAUUGGAUUGGCUUUGUUGAUUAUUUCUACAUUAUUUUAUUCCUGCUGGUGCAACAAGCUUAUAAUAAUGUUAUUUUAUGUUUCCUUUGAUGAUGGACUUGCUGUGGCAGACAGGUUCUUUGAGACUGUCCUUACAAAUAUCUAGCCAUGUCCAAUACCUUCCACUGCUACAGGCCGCCGUCUUGCUGCCUCUUCAGCUCUGGAAAAAUUAAGUGGUUGAGUCUGAAAGAGACUCUGGUGAUGUCUGUGGCUGUGAAGGAUGAGAGAGGCCUGAACCACUUGGACAAAUAUAGGAGGCUCUGCCGUGCGGAGCAUAACUUUCCGUUAAACGGAACCUGGUUUUCAGUAUUCCCCCACCCCCUUAACCCACAUUAACUGUCAGAGAGAUGUCUCUCAGCCAAUUCAGCCUGAACCUUUACAACAGCUUGCAGGAUCCACCAUCAAGGAGCAGCUCAUAUGUUUGGGGGGGGGGGGCACCGUCCAUUCCCAGUGAAGAGUUAAAGGCCAUUGUUCUGCCAGUUGGACCCUUGAAUUUGGCAGCAAGCUGGACCUUCUGAACACUAGCAGUUGGUUCUCACACCAGAGAAGUCACACACUUGCCCUUCUGCACUGGAGGAGUGGUAACCAAGCUACAGCUGAACUUAAAGGAGGAUAUGUGGGUGUGAUUAAAGGAUCCACUAUGUUGGAGUUGUUCUCUGGUGCUAAAAGGUUUUAGUGUCAUAUCUCCCUCAUCCACUGUGCCUCAGGGACGCACAGGAUAAUGAUGUCCCAUUUGUAUUUAACAUGGACAAAGUCCAUAAAAAAAAUAGCACUUAGCUAACUAACGCCUUCACCCCAAUUCAGCUUGACAUCUGCAGUAUGGUUUGUACAGCAAAGGGCUGUACAAUGGAUUUUGUCAGCACUUGAACAGUAUAGCUACAAUACCAUGGACAAAAAUCUCAGAAAUAUGAAACAAAUAGUAUAUUUUACUUCUAGCUGGUUGGAUCGACAUUUCCUGUUAGUGCACCAUAGCUAACUUUGGUGCGCACACCUCAUUGGCUGAACAGGGCAGUGGCAACAAGUGAGGAACUUUCUGUGCUGGUACAGAAAGUAUGAACGCUGUCACCCUUCAUACACACAUUGGAUUGAAUGACUUUGGUGCAGUUUGAAACCCAAUGUGAAAAAAAAUGAACAUCAGUGUAUUAAUAUUAUUAUUUUUUUCCAUUUAAAUAUAUAUACAGCCACCAAUAUUUCUCAGAUUCAGUCAUAGGGUCUCAACAUCAGGCAGGAAUGAUAUAUUCCUAAUUAUAGGUUAGUCAAAAUUGGAUGUGACAUCUUGGUCUGUUGUGGUGGCCCAGAGACUGUAGCAGGGAAACAUUGCUAUAUAUAUAUAUAAAAUCAUUUUGUUUUUCAUUAUCAGAUUAAUUAUAUAUGGUGUCACAGAGUUUAGUGCUUUUACUACACUGUGCCACCCAAACAUUUCAGUGGAGCUGCACUGUUAAAAGAGCUGUGCACUAUAUACUGCGGCCUGGCCUUAUGCAAAACCCUUACUGAUAUGGAGUAUGGGGGGCAGCGUGACAUUUAUGUGUUAACUGUAGUUCUUAUCUCAUACACUGAGACAUUUUUAUGUGGCAGCUGGGAAGAGAUGGCUUUUUGUGGUUUACAUUUAAUAUUUCCACCUCUGCAUGGGGGCUGGUGGGUUCUCAGCUGUUCCGAAAGACGUGCAGGGAGGAUCUUCAACCAGCGCUAUUACAGCAGGUCUGAGAGCACUUCAGUAAUGUCUCUGCACUUUCAGGCCUAUUGCACAGCAAAUGCACUUCUAUUUGUGUGUUAAAUAUAACAGGUCCCCAUUCUUUUUUUAUUUUCUCCACUCUUUUUAUUUCCACCCCAUGCUUCAUCCUUAUGCCCCUUCCCUGCUUCUCUCUGACCCAAUUUCCCUCUUUUUUUCUUUUUUUUUUAUGCAUUUCCUCUUUUUUAAGAGGUGCAGUGCCGCAGGGGCCGCCCUCCUUAUAUGCAAUUAAAAGAUGACCUUCAUUACUUAUCCCUUUGUAUCUUUUGCUCCCAACUGGUUUGUAAGAAAUAAGGAUCAAGGUGUGUGCAACAUCAGUUGGGGCAUUGUGACAUGACUUCUCUACACUUGCUAUAUCCUGUAUUUUAUUUUUCUCGCUUCCUAAGUAUUAUUCCUGCUUGUUCUGCCUUUUGUACUGUUUCCGACUCAGCUGUGUGUCUCUUCUAUUCUAGUUCUUUGUAUGUUUUACAAACUUCACUAUUGUUUCUAUUCUCUGAGAGCCUCUUUACCAUUUGUCUGUUUUUUUUCUGAAUUUUUUUUCUCCGAAUUUUUUUUCUCCGCUUGCCUUUCUCUCAUGUGUAGCUAUGUCUAAUAUCCCAUUGUCAGUCCAUUUGCCUCUAACGCUUUCAUUUUCAGGCAUAUUUCAGCUGAAAUAAACUGCACACCAAAAUGGACAAAACUGUAUAUUCUGUAUAAAGACUCAACACCCCUCAUCAUCUAGAGCUUUGUAGUGUGAGACUGUCAUUGUGUGUUGUAGCCUGCGUUUACAUCACCUGGAAGUGCAAAAGGCAGCGUUUUCUGGGGACAACUGCAUUUUUAAUUAAGUUCCCAAUUUGAGUACCUGCAUUUAUUUAAACGUGCCAGAGUAAAUUUAAAAAGAGAAUAAAACUGUUGAGCAUCAUUAUUACAUAAUAGAAGCAAGUGAGGGAUAAUAAAUGUUUAUUCAACAUUCGCCUAACACUCGUUUCCCCCUCUGACGCUGCCUUUCGCACAAUUUGAUUUAAGAUUCCCUCAUUUUUUUGGGGCUUUUCUUCAUUGUGUUUUUGACUCUGGUUCCUGGGCUGUGGCCUAUUUCAUGGCUCCCCAACAGUAACCGACCACAGCAAAAAAUAAAACAAAAAAAAAAGAGAGAAAAAAAAAAUGCUCGUUUUUGGAGAAAAGAUUUAAUGAAAAAAACUUUGUAAUAUUUCUCAGUCUCAAGCUCUGUUUAAUAAAGAAUGGACGGGUUUAUAA